This is a messenger RNA of Molossus molossus (Pallas's mastiff bat), 3370 nucleotides long. RefSeq names its product solute carrier family 24 member 4 (gene SLC24A4). NCBI's taxonomy places the organism in Eukaryota, Metazoa, Chordata, Mammalia, Chiroptera, Molossidae. The transcript is spliced from 17 exons. Gene Ontology annotation, cellular component: membrane. Gene Ontology annotation, molecular function: calcium channel activity; calcium, potassium:sodium antiporter activity. Gene Ontology annotation, biological process: calcium ion transmembrane transport; sensory perception of smell; intracellular calcium ion homeostasis. The record is from RefSeq and is a predicted model, not a curated record. The coding region runs from base 613 to 2481 and encodes 622 amino acids.
CGGAGAGAAAGUUCCCGUGGAGAGCUCGCCCCCGGGAGGGCCGACGUGGAGACGGCUCGCGGCGAGGGUCGCCGGUCCCGCGGGUCCGGCCUGCCUUCCUGCCGCACGCGUUGGGCCACCCGGGCUUGGCUCAUCUGGAAGCAAGGGAACGUCGCUGGCUGCCGCGGCCGCCAAACUUGGAGGAGGAUGCUGCGAGUGGGAGCGGCGGCGCGGGGCGCGGGGGCGCACUGAGUGCUCCCCGCGGGCGGCCCGGGGCAAGAUAGCCAGGGCUGCGGCCAGGUAGCGGCUCCAGCACCCGGACUGCGCCAGCCCUGCAAGCCAGGGCCGCCAGCGCCACCGUGCCGGCGUUGCCUCCUCGCCACGGAGCCAUGGUGCACGGUGCGCACACGCUGCGAGCGGGACCCUGAGCUCCGGCCACGCCGCGCGCCCCCGCCUUCGCUCCCUGCGCUUCCCCGCCGACCUUCCCCGCGGGCCAUGAAGCUUUGCUCCGGAGAUUCUAGCCUCUGAGCGGCGCGUCGCCCGCCCCAGCCCCAGCGCCGCUGGACCACAGAUAGUAAUCCGGCCGCUGAAGCUCCCCAUCCUCUCCCAGGGACGGCACCCAGGCGCUCCGGGAUGGCGCUCCCAGGUCCCCUCCGGCCGCGCAAAGUUCGCAGGAGGCGAGAGAUGCUGCUGCAGCAAAUUGGCUUCGUGUGCGCGGUGCUGGCUUUGGUGUGCUGUGCGUCCGGCCUCUUCGGCAGCUCGGGGCACACAACAGCGUCUGCAAGCAAGUAUGUCCUACCAGACACAUGGAGAAACAGAAAGCUGAUGGCAUCACUGAAUGGGUCUCAGACAGCUAAGAAUUGCACAGAUCCUGCGAUUCACGAGUUCCCCACAGACCUGUUCUCCAACACGGAGCGACAGCACGGAGCCGUCCUGCUGCACAUCCUCGGUGCUCUGUACAUGUUCUAUGCGCUGGCCAUCGUGUGCGAUGACUUCUUUGUCCCAUCUCUGGAGAAGAUCUGUGAGAAACUCCACCUGAGUGAAGAUGUAGCCGGAGCCACCUUCAUGGCUGCAGGAAGCUCCACGCCCGAGCUGUUUGCUUCUGUUAUUGGUGUGUUCAUCACCCACGGAGACGUCGGGGUUGGGACCAUCGUGGGCUCUGCCGUGUUCAACAUCCUGUGCAUAAUUGGAGUCUGUGGCUUAUUUGCUGGGCAGGUGGUCCCGCUGACGUGGUGGGCUGUGUGCCGAGACUCCGUGUACUACACGCUCUCUGUCAUCGUGCUCAUCGCCUUCAUAUAUGAUGAAGAAAUUGUGUGGUGGGAAGGCCUGGUGCUCAUCAUCUUGUACGUGUUUUACAUUCUGAUCAUGAAGUACAAUGUGAAGAUACAGGCCUUUUUCACAAUCAAACAAAAGACCAUUGCAAAUGGCAACACGGUCAGCAGUGAGCUGGAGGACGGUAAUGAUUACUGUGGUAGCAGCUCUGAUGACCCGUCCAUGCCAUUGCUGGGGCCAGUGAAGGAGGAGCCCCAGUAUGGCAAAAACCCAGUGGUGAUGGUGGACGAGGUCAUGAGCUCCAGCCCUCCCAAGUUCAGCUUCCCGGAGGCAGGCUUACGUAUAAUGAUCACCAACAAGUUCGGGCCCAGGACCCGACUGCGGAUGGCCAGCAGGAUCAUCAUUAACGAGAGGCAGAGACUGAUCAACUCAGCGAACGGAGUGAGCAGAAAACCACUUCAGAACGGGAGGCAAGAAAACAUCAAAAACGGCAAUGUUCCCAUGGAAAACCCAGAAGACCCUCAGCGGGAGCAGGAACAGCAGCCCCCGCCCCCGCCGCCACCCCCAGAGCCAGAGCCGGUCGAGGCUGUCUUCCUGUCCCCCUUCUCCGUGCCCGAGACAGCAGGGGACAAAGCCAAGUGGGUGUUCACCUGGCCACUCAUCUUCCUCCUGUGCAUCACCAUCCCCAACUGCAGCAAGCCCCGCUGGGAGAAGUUCUUCAUGGUCACCUUCAUCACCGCCACGCUGUGGAUCGCCGUCUUCUCCUACCUAAUGGUGUGGCUGGUGACUAUUAUCGGGUACACAUUCGGGAUCCCUGACGUCAUCAUGGGUAUUACUUUCCUGGCAGCAGGCACGAGCGUUCCAGACUGCAUGGCCAGCUUAAUUGUGGCAAGACAAGGCCUUGGCGACAUGGCAGUUUCUAACACCAUAGGGAGCAACGUGUUCGACAUCCUCGUGGGACUCGGCAUCCCGUGGGGUCUGCAGACCAUGGUGAUCAAUUACGGAUCCACAGUGAAGAUCAACAGCCGGGGCCUGGUCUAUUCCGUGGUGUUGCUGCUGGGCUCCGUGGCGCUCACGGUCCUUGGCAUCCAUCUAAACAAAUGGAGAUUGGACUGGAAGCUGGGCGUCUACGUGCUGGUUCUCUACGCCAUCUUCUUGUGCUUCUCCAUCAUGAUAGAGUUUAACGUCUUCACCUUUGUCAACUUGCCGAUGUGCCGAGAAGAAGAUUAAAGCUGAGCCGCGGCCGGCUGGGAGCUGUUCUGGACACUGGCGCUAGCGUCCUCCCUUCUGUCCCCUCCCACCCUGAGUCUCCUGCACCGGCAGCCGCCAUCUGUUCUUUCUUACACUGGAAGGAAGAGCCAUCGUGGUCCUGGGUCACGGGCCAGGCUGCUGGGCGUCCUCCUCCUCCUUGGAGUUCUGUCCCCCAAAAGGCAAGAUUUGGGGGCCGCUAUUAAAGCAGCUCUGCAGACCGGAGCUGCCAGUCACAGGGAUGUGGCAUGUGUCUGAUCUCUCUUGGACACUUCAGUCAGAAAGACUUCUGUGUGCAGUUGGUCUUUCUGUUCCACAGCAUCCUCAGAGGGUGAAUGAGGUGGUCGGUGAAUGGGACAUCUCCCAGGGCAAGUGCAAAACAGGAGUGUCCCCUGGGCCUGAGGGGUGAGGUCCGUGGGCAGCCUACGCUGUGAAGAGCUGCAGGAACACUCGUGGUUUGGAGGGGCAGGGCCUCCACCUGCUGGGGGGGUGGGGCCAUGAAGGCAGACACCCCUUUUUCUGGACAAAUUGGAAGAAUGGAAACAGUUUUUCAGAUUUGUUCUGUUUUUGUUUUACAGCAGAAGAGAAAACAAGAAUACACUAUUUUUCUCAUGUUUAUUGAUGCAUUCAGAGAAUGAGUAAUGAAAUAUUAAAAAUAAAAUGUCCUAUAGCUCAUCAUACUUGAAAACUAUCAUUCCAUACAAAAGGACCAUUAUGGGGACCGAAAAGGUGACGCGGAAAACGAACCCUGUGCGUACCGUGUGGCGUGGACACGGAGACGUUUGGCUUGGAACUUGGGAAAGAGUACGCGACUGACCUCUAACUGGGUGCUAAUUCACAGACACGGCAGAGAUCGUAGUGCCCAGCCAUA